This is a messenger RNA of Lethenteron reissneri (Far Eastern brook lamprey), 1070 nucleotides long. RefSeq names its product NADH:ubiquinone oxidoreductase subunit C2 (gene NDUFC2). Gene Ontology annotation, biological process: mitochondrial electron transport, NADH to ubiquinone. NCBI's taxonomy places the organism in Eukaryota, Metazoa, Chordata, Hyperoartia, Petromyzontiformes, Petromyzontidae. The record is from RefSeq and is a predicted model, not a curated record. Gene Ontology annotation, cellular component: respiratory chain complex I; mitochondrial inner membrane.
ACCGUGAGACAGUCGGAAUCGAUGUUGACCUUCCCAGGUUGAGGAUACUGCAGGCGCGGCCUCUGAGCGCGACCAGCGAGAAACAUCAACAUCCCCUCCACUAUACACCAUACACUAUAGACCAUACACUAUACACCAUACACUAUACACCAUACACUAUACACCAUACACUAUACACCAUACACUAUACACCAUACACUAUACACCAUACACUAUACACCAUACACUAACACUAUACACCAUCACCACGAUACACUAACAUCACCUCCGCCAUACACUAACGUCCCCUCCGCCAUACCGCGAUGAUCGUGGUGCCGGACGAGGCGAAGUCUGUGCAGCCGCCGUCGCUGCUGAACGUGAGCAGCCUGGUGCUGGGCCUCACGGGGUGGAGCUCCGCGCUGGCGGCCAACGCGGCCCAGCACCGGCCCGCGUGGCGCUCGGGCCUUCAUCGGCAGGCGUUCAUGUUCACCGCGUGCUGGGUGGCCGGCUACUACCUGCAGAAGCGCGCAAACUACAUGCAGGCCAGGGCCAACCGCGACGUGGCUCUGUACGUGGCGCAGCACCCACAAGACUUCAAGCCGGAGGAGAAGAGAAAGUUUAAGGAGGUGCUGGAGCCUGCGCACCCCAUCUACUAAACGCAGCAGCCGACCCCCUGGAGCACCCCCAGCACGAGACUCGACAUCAACUCAACAUCAGCUACACAUCAACUCAACAUACAUCCUGCAUCACUAAGUAAUAGUACAACAUUAACCCAGCACCAAUGUCAAAUCAACAUCACCACCAACAUCAUCCCAACAUGAACUUAACAUCUGCCUUAGGAGGUUGGUGAACAAGAAGAAAGUCCAUGGUGGUAUUGUGACCCAACCACCUGGCAGUUGUGUGUGACAAGCAGGGCGUGUGCUUGUUGGCACCACAGGGCUGAGACGGCCGUCAUCCACCAGGCUUAUUUGCGGUCCUUGUCUGCUCGCCCCCAAACCGCGCUGCGUGGCUUCCUUGACGAGCGGCUCGUACCAUCACGCGUGUCGUGUUAUUCUACAAAUUGCUCGAAAUUAAAAGUAGACUCGAACAGA